AGGGGACUUCCCAGACGACUUUCUUUACAAAUAUUAAUUACACUCUACAGUGAAAGUCAUUCAAUUUAGAUCUGUUAUUGCGACAGUAUCCCGUGACAAGGCUGUGCACAUCAUGGAUGUUCAUAUGCCAUCCUUGAUCGGGGACCGUUCAAAUAUGAUUGCUGAACCCGACAUCCAGAUCUUUGAGCAGCCUAAACAAAGAGGCAUGCGAUUCAGAUACAAGUGUGAGGGCCGUUCUGCAGGCAGCAUCCCUGGAGAAAGGAACUCUGACAACAACAGAACCUAUCCCAGCGUACAGAUUUUGAACUACUGUGGAAAAGGCAGAGUGCGUGUUUCUUUGGUGACAAAGAAUGAGCCCUACAGGCCCCAUCCUCACGACCUGGUGGGCAAGGACUGCAAAGAUGGCUCCUAUGAAGUGGAGUUCGGCCCUGAUCGCAGGGUCAUUGCCUUUCAGAAUCUGGGAAUUCAGUGUGUGAGGAGAAGGGAGGUGAAGGAAGCCAUCGUCAAGAGGAUGGCUGGAGGCAUAAACCCCUUCAAUGUGCCCCAGGAGCAGUUGCUGCAGACUGAAGAGUACGACCUCAACGUGGUGCGCCUCUGUAUCCAGGUGUUCCUGCAGGAUGACAGUGGACACUAUGCGCGCGCCCUCCGACCAAUCGUCACCAACCCCAUCUAUGACAACAGGGCUCCAAACACGGCCGAGCUGCGAAUCUGUCGCGUCAACAGGAACAGCGGCAGCGUGAAGGGAGGGGACGAGAUCUUUCUCCUGUGUGACAAAGUCCAGAAAGAUGACAUCGAGGUUCGUUUCUUUGUGUCGGGAGGUUGGGAAGCCAAAGGCUCCUUCUCCCAGGCCGAUGUCCACCGCCAGGUGGCCAUCGUGUUUAAGACGCCGCCCUACUAUGACCUGUCAAUCAUCAGCCCCGUCACUGUGCGAAUGCAGCUGCGCCGGCCCACAGACCAGGAAGUCAGCGAGCCAAUGGAGUUCCGCUACCUACCCGACGACAAAGACCCUUAUGGCUGCCAGGAGAAGAAGCGAAGGAGAGAGCACUUGAUGAAAACCUUUCCUCUGUUAAGCGAUGGUAUGAAUGUAUCGAACAGACCCAAAGUAAUGUCUCAGAGCUCCAGGAAAGACACAGCACACAUGUACCUGAAGCAACCUCCCUUCCCUCAAAUGAUGCACCAAAGUCCUGCCCCUGCAUACUACAACCACAGUGUUCAGCGAACCAUGCAGAUGCCCAGUGUGUCACCCAACCAGGUGUGGCCACACCUCAACCCCUCCCUAUCAUUGGAUAGCAUUCGAGUUAACCCUCAAAGCACCAGCAGCAGUACGAGUGGCUUACCCCAGCUCACCACGUUGGACCUGCAGUGUUUAGAGCCCAACACUCAGGGUUCCUCUGUCUGCCAGGCUAGGCCUGGCCCUCCCCACCACCCCCAUUCCCACCACCAGCAAGCCCUCCAAAGGAAAGAGCCACUCCCUGAAGUCCAGGCCAGCCACAGUGGCCAGAGCUAUGGUCUUCCGACAUCCUGGCAUAAUGUCAACCCUCUCCCCUCACCCCUGGGGAAUGUUGAAAACAGGGGGGCUUCCUUGGAACUGGAGUCAUUACUUGACCUCCAGAGCUUUGUAGGAGGGGGAGACCAGACAGCAAUGCAGAUGAAGCAGGAAUACCAAAGUGGGAGGCCAGAGGGCCAGGGCUGUAACAUGGCUCCUCCUGUAGACCCCAACCAUGGUGCCUCAUAUGCCAACUUAGCCCAAUGGUCUGCAAGCAACGGAACUAACAUGGAGGCAAUGAGACAGGAGGGCAAUGGAAAUGCCAACAUUCAGGCCCUCAGAAAUGUACAAAGCCCCUUAUCAGCCAACGGGGGGGGACAAGACGGCUGCUAUAACUAUCUGAGCCCAUGGCCAAGCCAGUAUAACGAGUGACAGUGCAGAUGUUUUGAAGUCUGAAGAAACACCCGUGGCAGCUCAUUAAAUGUAGGGGGAAGCUUUGACGUGUGACAAUGAGUCACAAAGUGUGCUGGAUUGUGGUGAUACUUGUGAAAUAGAUCUGAUAUUCAGGGCAAAAUGUUAGUCUACUGGUUAUGUGUAUUCUCUCUCGUCUCAGUCCACCUGAAGGGAACUUGUGUGCUGUUCGAAUGCCUUUCUUUAUGUUGAUGUUUUUUCUUGUUCUACGGUAUAUGGGAUUAUAGAUUUGGGUUUCACAUUUGAAAGUUAAAGCUAAAAAAUGACAUAUUGUUACAGUUUUGGCGUCCAGGACUCAUGUGCACAUGCUGUCUGUAAGAAUGGCAAAAAAAAAACAUGUUUAAACUCCCAAGAAGUUACUCACAUUUCCAUUGAGGAAGUAUGGAAAUGUCCAGUCAGUAGCACUGUUGUGUUCCUUAGUAAUGGCUAUGUCAUAUUAAUCACAUGUGCUGUCAGAAUAAUGGUGUGGAAAAGAAAACUGAUGCACUAGUACCACUCAAUACUUUUUCUCUCAAUUGUAUAUAGCUUUAAUAUUUUAAUUAAGAUGUUUCAAUGCUGAUGGCUUCUGUUUUUUAAAUACAAAAUACUUUGUUAAUAAAGAAAAUAUUUUAUUCCA
Molecule: messenger RNA, 2573 nt
Organism: Hypomesus transpacificus
Lineage: Eukaryota; Metazoa; Chordata; Actinopteri; Osmeriformes; Osmeridae
Gene: rel
Product: v-rel avian reticuloendotheliosis viral oncogene homolog
Exons: 11
Coding region: 113-1918 (601 amino acids)
Biological process (GO): inflammatory response; response to cytokine; cellular response to stress
Cellular component (GO): cytoplasm
Molecular function (GO): DNA-binding transcription factor activity, RNA polymerase II-specific; RNA polymerase II cis-regulatory region sequence-specific DNA binding
Source: RefSeq, a predicted model, not a curated record